Molecule: messenger RNA, 6476 nt
Organism: Anopheles funestus (African malaria mosquito)
Lineage: Eukaryota; Metazoa; Arthropoda; Insecta; Diptera; Culicidae
Gene: kkv
Product: chitin synthase chs-2
Exons: 11
Coding region: 695-5431 (1578 amino acids)
Cellular component (GO): cell periphery; cell septum
Molecular function (GO): chitin synthase activity
Source: RefSeq, a predicted model, not a curated record
UGCAGAAACUGUUGAACGAUCGCCGUACCAGCCCGUACCGAUCGUUUGCACAAAGCGCAUACAGCGAGAGCGUGUGCUGACUUCCUUGCGCCACAUGCAUUUUGGGGCCACAACUGGUUUUCGUCUGGUCGGUGUGCUCACCAACACUACAAACUACGGUUUGUCUGCAGCGCGGCGUUUCACUCGGGUGGAGAGAGAUUUCAACGACCAGAUCCCAACGAACCCUGGUCGCAUGCUGUCGCGUCGUCUGGCGCUGGUGACUCGUUGCUCGUUCGGCCACGGCAAAACAAGUGAGAUUUUUUGCUUCCACCGUACACCGUGCAGUGUAAGUGCGUUUUCUUCAAGUAGAGUGCGUUCAAUGCGCUAAGGCAGUAUAGUGCGUCGACCGAUCGUCGCGCCGUAGUCGUCGUCGAAGAUAUUUGCCGUUCAUGUUGCGUAAGAUAACGGGUGAGCGUGCAGACGGAGAGCAAAGAAGAAACACCUCAAAGAGCAAGCUCUCUGCGCAAGUGGUGCGACAACGAGUACUGACGGGGAUUUUUGGCAUUGUGUUUUCGGAUAUCAGCAGCAUAGACUACGUUCCGUGGUAGCAUAGUGACACUAAAAAAGGGCAGCUGAAGCAUAAGCCUCAGCCGCUGGAUUGGAGUACGAUCGAUUUGUUGACUGGAGCCGUCUCUAGGAGGCUUAAGCCGAGAAGAUGUCUGCUAUCAGACAUCGACCUCUGGCAAAUGGUCCGAACGAGAGCGACGACAACUUUUCUGAUGACGAGAGCACGCCCUUAACGCAUGACAUCUAUGGAGGAAGUCAACGCACCGUGCAGGAAACGAAAGGAUGGGACGUCUUCCGGGAUCCUCCGAUCAAGGAGGAUACGGGCUCGAUGGCGGAUCAGGCUUGUCUGGAUCUGACGAUCAAAAUACUGAAGAUCUUUGCCUACCUCAUCACGUUCAUCAUCGUGCUGUUGGGCGGUGUGGUAGCGAAGGGAUGCGUGCUGUUUAUGUCGUCGCAGUUGCGCCGCGAUCGGAAGAUCACCUACUGUAAUCGCGAUUUGGCACGGGACAAAUCGUUCAUCGUGUCGCUACCGGAAGAGGAACGGAUAGCGUGGAUGUGGGCGUUGAUGAUUGCGUUUGCCGUGCCGGAGAUUGGCACGUUUAUCCGUUCGACGCGUAUCUGUUUCUUCAAAUCGAUGAAGAAACCGCUCAAAUCCCAUUUCUUGCUCGUCUUUCUGAUGGAAUCCUUCCACACGAUCGGGUUGGUGUUGCUGUUCUUCGUUGUGCUGCCGGAGGUUGACUCGGUGAAAGGAGCCAUGUUGACUAACUGUCUGUGCGUUAUACCAGGUAUGUUGGGUCUGUUUUCACGCACCAACAAAGAAGGCAAACGGGCGGUAAAAACGAUCGUCGAUCUAGCAGCAAUUGCUGCACAAAUUACUGGAUUUGUCGUAUGGCCACUGUUGGAAAAUCGUCCAGUACUAUGGUUGAUUCCAAUUUCGGCCCUCCUAACGUCCUGCGGCUGGUGGGAAAACUAUGUCUCACCGCAGAGCCCAUUCUCCUUCGUACGAUCGCUUGGCCGUGUUAAGGAAGACCUCAAGCAAACGCGUUACUUCACCUACAUGUUUCUGUCAGUUUGGAAGAUUCUUCUGCUGUUCUGUUUCGUGCUGGUAAUACUAUUCGUACGUGGAGAUGAGGUGGCGAACCUAUUCUCACUGUUCGGCGCUGGAUACGGUCCGCACAAGAUCGUGGUGGAAGAAGUUGCCCUUCCAUUUAGUUCCGCAUUGCCCGAUCUAGUCGAAGCUGCCCAAGCCGUGGAUACGAUCGACAUCGAUGCCGCCUACAACACGGUAACGUACGUGCUCAUCAUCCAAAUAUUGGCCGCUUAUCUGUGCUACAUUUUCGGAAAGUUCGCGUGCAAGAUCCUGAUCCAAGGUUUCAGUUACGCUUUCCCGGUAAAUCUCACCGUACCGGUGGCAAUUUCGUUGCUUAUCGCCGCUUGUGGUAUCCGCAAUGAUGAUCCGUGCUUCUUCCACGGUUCCAUACCGGACUAUUUGUUCUUCGAGAGUCCACCCGUGUUUCGGUUAAAUGAUUUCGCCUCACGACAGAUGGCGUGGGCCUGGUUGCUGUGGUUGCUUUCGCAAACCUGGAUCACACUGCACAUAUGGACACCGAAAUGUGAGCGUUUAGCCAACACGGAAAAGCUGUUCGUGACGCCAAUGUACAACGCACUGCUGAUCGAUCAAUCGAUGGCGAUGAACCGUCGGCGAGACGAUCAGGCGGACGUAAAAACGGAAGAUCUUGCGGAAAUCGAGAAAGAAAAGGGUGAUGAAUACUAUGAAACUAUCUCGGUGCAUACGGACGGUUCUGCCUUACCGCGACCCAGCGUAAAGUCGUCCGAUCAUAUCACGCGUAUUUACGCAUGUGCAACGCUUUGGCACGAAACGAAGGAGGAGAUGAUGGUUUUCCUGAAGUCUAUCAUGCGCAUGGAUGAGGACCAGUGCGCACGACGUGUGGCACAGAAGUAUUUGCGCAUUGUGGAUCCGGACUAUUACGAAUUUGAAACACACAUCUUCUUCGAUGACGCGUUUGAAAUCUCCGACCAUAGCGAUGAUGACAUUCAAUGUAAUCGAUUUGUGAAGAUUCUGGUGGACACCAUUGAUGAAGCCGCCUCAGAAGUACAUCAGACAAACAUUCGGUUGCGACCACCGAAAAAAUAUCCUACUCCUUACGGUGGCCGCUUGGUGUGGACUUUGCCCGGCAAAACGAAGAUGAUUGCACAUCUCAAGGAUAAGGAUCGCAUUCGGCACCGUAAGCGUUGGUCACAGGUGAUGUACAUGUACUAUCUGCUCGGUCACCGGCUGAUGGAGUUGCCAAUUUCCGUCGAUCGGAAGGAGGUGAUGGCGGAGAACACCUACCUGCUCACUCUGGACGGUGAUAUCGACUUUAACCCGAGUGCCGUUACGUUGUUGAUCGAUUUGAUGAAAAAGAAUAAAAAUCUGGGUGCGGCAUGCGGUCGUAUUCAUCCAAUCGGUUCCGGACCUAUGGUGUGGUACCAGAAGUUCGAGUACGCUAUCGGUCAUUGGCUGCAGAAGGCAACGGAACACAUGAUCGGUUGUGUACUUUGUAGUCCUGGUUGUUUUUCACUGUUCAGAGGAAAAGGCCUUAUGGAUGACAAUGUGAUGCGGAAGUACACUACACGAUCGGACGAGGCCCGACACUACGUGCAGUACGAUCAGGGUGAGGAUCGUUGGUUGUGUACGCUGCUGCUGCAGCGAGGCUAUCGUGUCGAGUAUUCAGCUGCUUCGGACGCGUACACCCAUUGCCCGGAAGGUUUCAACGAGUUCUACAACCAGCGUCGCCGUUGGGUACCGUCCACCAUCGCCAACAUUAUGGAUCUGCUUAUGGACUACAAGCGUACGAUCAAGAUCAACGAUAACAUUUCGCUGCUGUACAUCUUCUACCAGAUGAUGUUGAUGGGUGGUACGAUCCUGGGCCCUGGAACCAUUUUCCUUAUGUUGGUGGGUGCGUUUGUGGCCGCCUUCAAGAUUGACAAUUGGACCUCGUUCUACUAUAACAUCAUACCGAUACUGCUGUUCAUGUUGGUGUGCUUCACAUGCAAGUCCAACAUACAGCUGCUGGUGGCACAAAUACUUUCCACGGUGUAUGCGUUAAUCAUGAUGGCAGUAAUCGUUGGUACCGCGUUACAGCUGGGCGAGGACGGAAUCGGUUCACCAUCGGCCAUUUUCUUGAUAGCAAUGACGGGGUCCUUCUUUAUAGCGGCCUGUCUCCAUCCGCAGGAGUUCUGGUGUAUCGCUUCCGGUAUUAUCUAUCUCCUAUCCAUUCCAUCCAUGUAUCUGCUGCUGAUUUUGUACUCCAUCAUCAAUCUGAACGUUGUCUCCUGGGGCACUCGUGAGGUUGUGGCGAAGAAAACGAAGAAGGAGCUAGAACAGGAAAAGAAGGAUGCCGAGGAGGCGGCAAAACGUGCGAAGCAGAAGUCGCUGCUCGGAUUCCUGCAGGGAGGUGUUGGGAACGGUUCGGACGAGGAAGGUUCGAUAGACAUAUCGAUUGCGGGUCUCUUCAGAUGUUUGCUGUGUACACACGGCAAAACGACUGACGAGAAGGCUCAACUUAUUCACAUUGCUGAUGCACUUGAUGCAAUUACGAAGAAAAUUGAGAAUCUGGAAAAGCAUAUCGAUCCCCACGGACACCAUACACGCAAACGUACUGCUUCGGCUGGUUCGAAGGAUCACCAUCUGGGAUCGGUUGCAGAGGACACGGAGGAUGAUGAUGAGGAUGAAGAGUCCGAAACAUCUACGAUGCAACGUGACGAACGAGAUUUCCUGACGAACCCAUAUUGGAUUGAGGAUCCGGAUUUAAAGAAGGGCGAAGUAGACUUUAUUUCCAGCACUGAGAUCCAGUUCUGGAAGGAUCUGAUCGAUAAGUACCUUUAUCCGAUUGAUCAAAACAAGGAAGAACAGGCACGUAUUGCGCACGAUCUCAAGGAGUUGCGUGACUCCGCCGUGUUCGGUUUCAUCAUGAUCAAUGCACUGUUUGUGUUGAUCGUUUUCUUGCUACAGCUCAACAAGGACAACAUCCACGUCAAGUGGCCGUUGGGUGUUAAAACUAACAUUACCUAUGAUGAAGCCACGCAAGAGGUUCACAUCUCGAAGGAGUAUCUCCAGCUGGAACCGAUUGGUUUAGUGUUUGUGUUCUUCUUCGCGUUGAUUCUGAUCAUUCAGUUUGUGGCAAUGAUGUUCCAUCGCUUCGGUACGCUGUCGCACAUUUUGGCUUCGACGGAGCUCAACUGGGCCUGCAACAAGAAGCCCGAGGAGCUUUCGCAGGAUGCUCUCAUAGAUAAGCACGCUGUUGAGAUAGUCAAAAAUUUGCAACGAUUGCAAGGAAUCGAUGGAGAUUACGAUAACGAUUCGGGCAGCGGUCCAGAUCGUAUUGCAAGACGUCGAACUAUCCAGAAUCUGGAAAAGGCUCGUCAACCGCGGCGCCAGAUAGGAACGCUCGAUGUGGCAUUCAAGAAACGAUUCCUGAAGCUGACGGCGGAUGAAAAUAACACGGCCACACCGAUCCUGACACGUCGGAUGACAAUGCGACGGGAAACGAUACGUGCACUGGAGGUUCGCAAGAACUCGGUAAUGGCGGAAAGACGUAAAUCGCAGAUGCAAACGCUCGGCGCAAACAACGAGUACGGCAUAACCGGCGUGCCGAAUGGAAACAAUAAUGCCCCGGCCAGACCGACGCGCACAUCGAAUGCUGGCGUUAGUGUGAAGGACAUCUUUAACGUAAAUGGUGGUCCUGGUGGGGAGAUCUACGGAGUCACUGGACAAGUAAACCAAGCUUACGAACCGGUCAUCGAAGAUGACGAUCGCAACUCAUUGCGCAUGCAGCCACGUAAUCAGGUCACCUGGGGUAAUAAUGGUAACGCACGGUUGUGAGCAUUGAUGAUGCUGAUGUUUUACUCAACUAUCGAAAUGCUGCGAAGUGUACUGAUCUGAUCUAGCGAACCGAUCAGGAUUUCAGAGCCGCUUGAUUUAAUAAUGAUCGACUACUACCUACGUACGAUAGAGCGAAUGAGAAAUGUGCGAGUGGAGUGUAUAUGCAGUACGCGUGAAGUGUGAUUGUUGUGAACACUAAUUUAUAGACUCGAUAUUACGUUAAGAGAUUGUGUGCAGUAAAGGAAAGAUGAAAAUGUUUAGCAAAACCCACAUCUCUACAGUUAGAUGUUAGAUAGAUUGUUCUUAGACCUCACUCAAGUCAUUACCCGACAAUGCUGAAUGGGUCCUUCGCCUUGCAGGCCCAACAUUGCAACAAAGGUAUGCAGUUGUGUUUUCGACCUCUGGACUUGCGCAUUCAGUCUACUGAAACAGCAUAAAGCAAACGCUCAAAAUGAUUACAACUGUAAGGCGCACACAGUAGCUUACAUUAUAAACUACUACCACUAAAUACUCAUCAAUGUAGAACAAUUUAGCAAAACUAAGCGCAAGUGCAAGAUCGUUUCAACAUCCUUUUCCUACACAAAAAUUCGGAUGGCAAUUUGUUUGCAAACCAUCACUGCCCGAUAUUCUCAUGGCAAGAGGAAGUAUACCUGAACAACAAUGCAUGCAUACAUUCUUCAGGAGCGUAGGAUAUUUAUUUAAUUACUAGAGCGUUGUACAGCUUACGCGAACGUAAGCAUUGCCGAGCAACGACGAAAACACUGCCAGAGGUUUCGCCAACGAAUUUGAACAAUCAAUGUUGCUUUCAAAAUUAAGCGAUUUCUUUGUAAAUACGUACAACGUGCCCUCACUGGCCGUUUGCACGCGGUCAUUGCAGCAUGCUCUUUACUUCACUUUACUUAUUUACUAUUCGAAUCUUUCGAUAUUUGUGACCCCCUGAUAAGGCUAUCGAAUUUCGAAAGCGAAUGUAAUGGAACUCGAAUGUGAUGUUUACAGAAAAUUGUACUCUACAAUAAAAUUGAUAGACUUAUUUUUAUACGUUUUA